GCAGAGUUCCCCAGGCGGAGCAGUGAGAGGCUGAGGAGGAGGCUGCGCAUUCAUCAUACAUAUAGCAGCUCAGGCAGGAACGGCAGCUUCUCAGUAGCACUGGGGGAGCCCGACUGUAUGGAUGUGCCGGAUCCCUGGGCUCAUUCAGUGUAGUACAUGGGGCUAAGCUACUGCAUCCUAGGGCUGACAGGGAGUUCCAUAGGGCUGGCAGUGAGUUCUAUAGGGCUGACAGUGAGUUCCAUAGGGCUGGCAGGGAGUUCUAUAGGGCUGGCAGGGAGUUCUAUAGGGCUGACAGUGAGUUCCAUAGGGCUGGCAGGGAGUUCUAUAGGGCUGGCAGAGAGAUCCAUAGGGCUGGCAGGGAGUUUCAUAGGGCUGACAGGGAGUUCCAUAGGGCUGACAGGGAGUUCCAUAGGGCUGGCAGGGAGUUUCAUAGGGCUGACAGGGAGUUCCAUAGGGCUGACAGGGAGUUCCAUAGGGCUGGCAGGGAGUUCCAUAGGGCUGGCAGGGAGUUCCAUAGGGCUGGCAGGGAGUAGAAUAGCAGCACAUUGAGGCGCACUGGGGGUUUAUGAAGUUACAGACGGGGCUGGGAUAUUGCGAGUAUAGCGCCGUAUGCUGAUGUAGAGCAGCGCAGGGCUAAUAGGCAAGGGUUUCAGGGGAACACAGGGUUAAGUGAGUGUAAUGCAAGGAUACGAUGAAGCGAAGAGUUCACUCAUAGUAAUUAGGGGGCACUGGGUUCAUAUAGAAUCGCAAGAGAGAGACGCAAACAGAGGCUGGGCUAAUACGGCGCAAGAGCGGUGACAGCGGCGCACACGGCUGAUACAUUGUAGCGGAAAGACGCAGGACCGGGGUACAAGUCAAAUACUUAGUAGAGGAAAGACGCAGAACUGGGGCACAAGUGUCACUCUGUAGAGGAAAGACGCAGGUUUGAACGCUCAGUAGCGGAAAGACGCAGGACCGGGGCACAGGGCUGCUACUUUGCAGCAGAAUCUCCGCACCCAGCAGGACCGACCCAGCACAGGCAGAGGCGACUCCUAGCGCAGCGCUUACUGGAGGGGAGGUUGACACUGGGAGCAGCCCAGCCUCCAGCUGAUGGUUCAUGUUGCAGCGUCUCCUGUGUGUGCAGCAGUGGGGGCAAGAACUGGAUGCAGCCUGCAGCGGGACACGUUGGAUCUCUAGCUCUUUCUGCUCGCAGGGUCGCAGGGUGGGAGAACGAUUCCCUGCUGCCGCUGUCGCUGCUGCAGCUGCUACUUUCUCCUUCACCCACCGGAUCCCUCUUCCCUGUGUGGGUGCCUCUCCCUGCCUGGAUCUGCUGACUCCCUGGAUGUGAUCUGAAGGGUUCUCUCUCCAGCCAGCCAGCUAGCCACCCAGCCACCCAGCUAGCCAGCUAGCCACCCAGCUAGUCACCCAGCCAGCUAGCCACCCUCUCUGGGGCAAGAGGCACCUUCAUCAGCCCAACUGCAGCUCCCCCCCUUGGACUCCCUUCUGCACCCCCAGAACCCCCCUUUAUUUUAACUAAAGGAACUUGAUCUCCUGUUGCAAUCAUUUCCCAUUUCAUUUGCACAUAGAUUCUAUUGUACAUUUUUUUUGUGUGUAUUUUUGGGGCGAGUGGAUCACUAGCAAGAUAAGAAAAAUGCACUACUAUGUUCUAUUCGCCUUCCUGACCUUGGAGCUGGCCCCAGUGGCCCUCAGCCUGUCUACCUGCAGCACCCUAGACAUGGAUCAAUUCAUGCGCAAGAGGAUCGAGGCCAUUAGGGGGCAGAUCCUGAGCAAACUGAAGUUAAACAGCCCCCCUGAGGAUUACCCGGAGCCCGGAGAGGUUUCCCAGGAUGUCAUUGCUAUCUACAACAGCACUAGAGACCUUCUUCAGGAGAAGGCCAACGAGAGAGCUGCCUCCUGUGAGAGGGAGAGGAGUGAAGAUGAAUAUUAUGCCAAAGAGGUUUACAAAAUUGACAUGCUACCCUAUUACACCUCUGAAAAUGUCAUCCCACCGAGUUACACCACCCCUUACUUCCGAAUCGUACGAUUUGACGUCUCUUCGAUGGAGAAAAAUGCUUCCAACCUGGUGAAGGCGGAAUUCCGAGUGUUUCGCUUAAUGAAUCCAAAGGCGCGGGUAUCAGAACAACGAAUAGAAUUAUAUCAGAUUCUAAAGUCCAAAGACUUGGCCUCGCCAACGCAACGCUAUAUUGACAGCAAAGUAGUAAAGACACGAGCGGAGGGAGAGUGGCUAUCCUUCGACGUCACAGAGGCGAUCAACGAAUGGCUCCAUCACAAAGACAGAAAUCUUGGAUUCAAAAUAAGUUUGCACUGUCCUUGCUGCACCUUCAUUCCUUCCAAUAACUACAUUAUUCCAAACAAGAGUGAGGAAUUGGAAACCAGGUUUGCAGGUAUUGAUGAUGCCUACAUGUAUGCUGGGGAUCCCAAGACAAAGAGCCGGAAGAAGCACACAGGCAGAACUCCCCACCUCUUGCUCAUGCUGCUGCCUUCUUAUAGGCUUGAGUCCCAGCAAUCCAGCCGGAGAAAGAAAAGAGCUCUCGAUGCUGCCUACUGCUUUAGGAAUGUUCAGGACAAUUGCUGUCUACGCCCCCUAUACAUUGACUUUAAAAGAGAUCUUGGUUGGAAGUGGAUACAUGAACCCAAAGGUUACAACGCAAAUUUCUGUGCCGGAGCUUGCCCGUAUUUGUGGAGCUCAGAUACGCAACAUAGCCGGGUUCUAAGCCUGUACAACACCAUCAAUCCGGAAGCAUCUGCCUCCCCGUGUUGUGUAUCUCAAGAUCUGGACUCCUUGACCAUCCUGUACUACAUCGGGAACAAGCCAAAGAUUGAACAGCUCUCAAAUAUGAUCGUAAAGUCGUGCAAGUGCAGCUAAAAGUACAAACAGGGGCAGGAUUUCUUUUUUAUGGAUAGAAAAUGAAAAUAGGGUCUGUUUCAAUCAGUGUUAAAUUGGGGAAAAAAAAAUCAAUCAAUCAAUAAAAUGCGGUACUAGAAUGUGGAAGGUUUUUAGGAAAAAAAAUGAAACUGGCAACAUUGAAGGUUUUUAACUUGCGUUCCACUGGCUUCAUAAGACAUUUAAUGGAGAUCCUUUGAAAUGUCUCCUACACUCUGCUAAAUAUUCCUGUGUUAAAGCGAGACAUUUGCGUGCCAAAAAUGUCUCUCCAGAAUGCCUGCCAGGAUGAGCCCACGAUUCUUAUUUUACGUUCGAUAAUCACCUGAUCCCUUUACCGGUACGCUGUGUUAAGCGUGGAAAUAGUACGUAUUUGUUUUAGUUUACCUUUGGUGCCUGUGACAAAGUCAGUAGAUGAAUCUCCCCUUUACAAAUAGAAAAGGAAAAGAGAAAAAUAAAAAAUCAUUUUUUAAUUUUGGCCUUAAUAAAUGUAGCUAACCCUGUAACCCUAAUCCUAACCCUUAUCCUAACCCUAACGCUAACCCUAACCCCUAACCCUACAACAUAGGAAAUGUUGCCUAAUGCAGACAAAAUUAAGGAAUAGAAUGUCUCGCUGUUCAUAAGCCGUUUCUUUUUUUUAACAGUGUAGAGACAUUUAUUUAAAAAGAAAAAAAAUAAACACUGGAAGAAUUUGUUAGUGUUUUUAUGUGAAAGGAAAAGAAAAACAGGAAUAACCCAUUUGGUGGUGUUGCUGUCCCAAUGCCUUACUUGAUUUCUCUCUAUUGUUCUGCCUUAAGGCAUCGUACCCAUUCCUUUUUAGUUUGUAGUUUUGACAGACAUUAUUUAUUUGUGUGGAAUUAAGCAGCAGCCUUUUCUUGUUACCAUUGAGUACGUGGACAAACGAAGACCAAAAUAAACCAUGUAAUGCUCAAGAGCACGUGUUCAAACACGACAUGGAUAUGGCUACCGCCGUCAGUCACGCACCACUUAAAUGGUUCCAGUUGCCCAAGGCAGAGUGGACAGUAGCAAAAUAGUCUCUUUUCUGGUACAGAAAAACGAUCCCAAAGCCUGAAAGUGGGAAAUGCCGUAGGGAUCACUUCAAAUAAGGAUCACGUUCUUAUAUACUCUUCAGAAGACUAAAGUUUUCAAGUCUUUGUGUAUGGUCGGAACAGAAGGGAGAAGCACGUUCAUAAUAUCGCAUGUGAAUUUGACCUCGGGGGGUCAAUGGUUUUCGAUGCUUAAAGACUAAAUUUAAACCCGGAAAGGCUGGAAUUGACAAUUUUUGGAAACUUUAUAAAAAUGCCUUAAUAACUCCAUCUUGCUGUCCACUUAAUCACAGAGAGACUGGAAAUGCCUUUUUCAGCGAUAUCUUCCAUGCGAUUAUCUAUGCUGUGUGUUAACGGGACAAUCUGAAUAAAACAUGCACAUUUUUUUAUGCAUAUAUGCCAACUUUGCCUUUAGUAAGUGUUGUUCUUAUUGUAUUUUAUACCAGUUUUUUUUUUUUUGUAAUAAGGACAAAAGGAAAAAAAAUUCCCCCCUUUAUUCUUCUCAUCAACUUUCAAUUGCUGCUGUCUCUGGCUACCUUGAAGUGCCUUGUUAUAUUUUUUGCAUUUAACGUUUAGCUUUUAAUUGUGGACUGUUAAUUGCACAGCAACAUCUGAAGGUCUUCCAAAAAAUCCCUAAGCCAGCUGACGCAAUCAUUUUUUUUUGAAAGUCAAUUUUGUCUCUUUCUCUCUCAUUAAAAAUUGUACUAGAAAAUCUCCAAUUUUUUUCGAGGCAUUCAUCUGGAUUUGUAAUAUACGUUUUCAUUUAAUAAACCAGUAAAAUAUU
Molecule: messenger RNA, 4711 nt
Organism: Xenopus tropicalis (tropical clawed frog)
Lineage: Eukaryota; Metazoa; Chordata; Amphibia; Anura; Pipidae
Gene: tgfb2
Product: transforming growth factor beta 2
Exons: 7
Coding region: 1631-2866 (411 amino acids)
Biological process (GO): transforming growth factor beta receptor signaling pathway; tissue development; animal gross anatomical part developmental process
Cellular component (GO): extracellular region
Molecular function (GO): transforming growth factor beta receptor binding; cytokine activity; growth factor activity
Source: RefSeq, a predicted model, not a curated record